Messenger RNA from Acanthosepion pharaonis, 1275 nucleotides. Lineage: Eukaryota; Metazoa; Mollusca; Cephalopoda; Sepiida; Sepiidae. The record is from the annotation of a GenBank genome assembly.
AUGUUUCUUAUCUUUUUCUCUUUUUGCUCAGUGUUUUCUCCAUUCCUGCAAGUUUGGAAUGGUGAAGGCAAUGAUUGGCUGGAUCCAGGGGGAUGGAGAGUAGUGCACGCCCCACCCACAACCAAUUUCCGAGAAAAUAUUUUUUGUUGCAAAGUAGAUAAGUCUCUUUGUCUGCAUUUCUGUCAAUUUAUCAACUUAUUUUUCUAUCUUAAACUAUUUAUAUAUUUCUUAAUUGGUUCUUCUCUUUCUCUACACUACUGUUUAUAUCUAUCUCACUUUGUUAAUAUCUGUCUAUCUCACUCUCUUUCUAGCACUCUAUCCCACCCUCUCCACAUCUUUCUGUCUAUCACACUCUCUAUAUUUCUGUCAAUCCCACUCUCUCAGCCUGUCUGUUAUUUUCUCUCUCUCUAUCCCACUCUGUUAUUACCUCUCUCUCUCUCUAUUUAUCUCUCUCUGUCCCUCUGUUAUUAUCUCUCUCUCACUAUGCCAGCCUUUUAUUAUCUCUAUCUGUAUAUCCUGCUCUCUCCACAUCCCAAUCCACAUACAUCUCUAUCUAUCCCACUCUGUUAUUUUUUCCCUCUCUCUCCCAUUCUGUUAUUAUCUCUCUCUCCCACCAUUAUUUUGUCUCUCUCUUUCUAUGCCACUCUUUUAUUAUCUCUCUCUCUCUCUGUCUAUCCGACGCUCUUAUUAUCUCUCUCUCUCUCUCUGUCUAUCCCAUGCUCUUAUUAUCUCUCUCUCUCUCUAUCCCACGCUCCACAUCCUACUCUGUUUAUCCUACUCUUUUAUUAUCUCUCUCUCUUUCUAUCCUACCCUUUUAUUAUCUCUCUCUGCCUAUCCUACUCUGUUAUUAUCUCUCUCUCUCUAUUCCAUUCAGUUAUUAUCUCUCUCUCUCUUUCUAUGCCACCCUUUUAUUAUCUCUUCCUAUCCCAUCGUUAUUAUCUCUCUCUCUCUCUUUCUAUGUCACCCUUUUAUUAUCUCUUCCUAUCCCAUCGUUAUUAUCUCUCUCUCUCUCUUUCUAUGUCACCCUUUUAUUAUCUCUCUCUGUCUGUCCCACCCUGUUAUUAUCUCUCUCUAUCCCACUCUCUCCACAUCCCACUCCACAUAUAUCUCUUGUCUAUACCACUGUUAUUAUCUCUCUUUCUCUUUCUAUCCCACCCUUUUAUUAUCUCUCUCUGUCUAUCCCACUCUGUUAUUAACUCUCUUUCUCUCUCUCUAUAUCCCACUCUGUUAAUAUUUAUCUUUGUUGAUAUCUACCAUCUCUAUCUAUUUUAUUAA